AUGCAAAAAUUUUGGGAUUCAGCGCUUAAUUUGGAGCCACCAGAUGAUUAUGACACCCAGAGUGAGAUGUCUAUGUCUGCAUUAAUGACAUCAGAUGGGACUGAACUGGGGAAAUCUGCUUAUCCAUCUCUUGGUCUUGGGAGCUCAUUUGCCUUCAAAUUUGAAGAUCACAGGGGACGUGUACACCGAUUUAAUUUUGGCACAGAGAACUUAGGUGAGCUUGUGUCUGCUGUUAUGCAAAGAGUAGGUUCAGUGAAUGACCAAAGCCUCUCUCAGCUUUUGUAUGAAGAUGAUGAAGGUGAUAAAGUUUUGCUUACAACUGAUGGUGAUCUCAUUGGUGCUGUUAGCCAUGCCAGAUCAGUGGGACUAAAGUUAGUUGGGUUUUAUAUGAUUGAUGAAAUGCCUGUAUGCUUUUCUGAUCCAUCAAUUUGA
Molecule: messenger RNA, 432 nt
Organism: Ilex paraguariensis (yerba mate)
Lineage: Eukaryota; Viridiplantae; Streptophyta; Magnoliopsida; Aquifoliales; Aquifoliaceae
Source: the annotation of a GenBank genome assembly